Molecule: messenger RNA, 1314 nt
Organism: Sitodiplosis mosellana (orange wheat blossom midge)
Lineage: Eukaryota; Metazoa; Arthropoda; Insecta; Diptera; Cecidomyiidae
Exons: 6
Coding region: 1-1224 (407 amino acids)
Biological process (GO): detection of chemical stimulus involved in sensory perception of smell; sensory perception of smell
Cellular component (GO): plasma membrane
Molecular function (GO): olfactory receptor activity; odorant binding
Source: RefSeq, a predicted model, not a curated record
AUGGAAAAAAAGUCACCAUUUUUCGUAAAUCCAAUCAAAAUAAUCAAAACCAAAUGGAAUGUGGCCAGUCCAUAUCGAAAGUUAAGAUUUUUCUACAAAUUUGGCUUGUUCUUGGGAGAUGUCGUUCAAAUCAGAGUGUUCGGUACAAGGCCCUAUGGUAUUUUGGCAUAUUUGCCAGCCGUUACCUGUGUUAUUCAUUACGCAUUGAUCAUUUACACCGUUUAUUACCAUACGAGUAAAGGAAAUUUUGCUGAUUGUCUGCCGACAUUUUGUGUGUUUGGUUGUAUAACUUCAAGCUAUGCUGCGUAUUGUUCUGUAGUGAUUAAUAAGCUACGACUCGAAUGGUAUCGUUUGCUUAAUAUCUCUGGAAAACUAAUCUAUCGUGACGAUAAUGAACCCAUUGCUUACAAUCUGGUCUGUUCACAAAGUGUUUAUCGAUCGAUGAAACGCUAUGUAAUUAUGAUGACACUAAUACUUCUGGCAUCGCUUGGAGCUGUUUUUGGGCCAUUUUAUAGUUUUGUGCAUGAAGGUUCAUUCGAAACAUUGUAUAAUUUGAAGCUACCCUAUUUUAAUCAAUAUCCAUCGACGGAGUUUGCUAUCAACAUUGUUUGGGAAUCAUUCGUCAAUUUAUUUGAUGGGAUAUUCGGAUUUUUGGUGAUUGAACUCGUGAUCGCCAUAUGUAAUGACACCAUUUUCGUUUCAUCGAAGCUCACUGAACUGGAGCUCAGCGAUUUGUCCAAUAUAAUCGAAGAAAAGCGUGGAUCGAAAGCCAAACAGGUGUUACAACUGAAAAUGAUCUUGAUGAGGGUGUUGCACAUGGAUGAAUACAUCAACUCCUUCAGGAAUAUUAUGUAUCCUCGAAACUUUGUUGCACCGCCAUCGUUUUCGUUCGCAAUUGCUGUCUCAAUUUACAGCCAAUUAAUGAUGGGCUAUCCUGGUGGCUAUGGAUUGGCGGUCGUUUCUUAUGUUCAAAUGUUUAAUCUUUGCUACAGUGGCCAGAACAUCGAAAACAGAAACCAACGAUUGCAAAAAGCAUUUUACGAUUUUAAAUGGUAUCUUCUGGCAAAAGAGGAUCAACGAGAUUUGAUGCAAAUCCUUCUUCGGAUGCAAAAUGGUGUUCGCGUCACUAUUGGUCCAUUUGAACCACUUAAUUAUGAAACAUUGAAAACGUUAACCCAAAGAAUGUAUUCUUUUCUGAUGUAUUUGGUCAAUAUUGGGGUCUAAAUUGGAGAAAAAAUACAGCAAGAUACCGAGACAAAUCUGUGAGACACCGUUUUCAAAGAAAUAUGAAGCUUUUUUUUUCACAAAAUAAAU